CUCUGUAAACAGCCACAAACAUUCAGUGAUCAGCCUGACAGAGGAUGUGAUAGUGUAUUCUGUUCUGUGACACUCAGAGGGAACCAGGUACCAUCUAUAUACUGCAAUACGCUAGAAGAACCAUGUCGGCACAUCGAUCAGAACUUGGAGGCUUUGUCACUAUAGCUCAAGGUGGUCCACAAAAUAUUGUACCUCCAGAGACACAAAAAAAUAAUGCUCCAACCACAACACCCAAACCACUGAUAAAAUUUUUCCAAGGUGAACCUGAAUCUCUUGGGGUGACCCAGAUAGUUAUAGGAAUAACUCAGAUUGUACUUGGCAUUGUACUGACUGUUAUAUGCCACAAGGGACGCUGUGCUGUCUUCGACAUUUUCAUUUAUUCUGGUGUGACUUAUUGGUCUGGCACAAUGUAUAUCAUUUCGGGAUCUCUAUCAGUUGCUGCUUCUUACAAACCAACUGUAGGAAAGGUGAACUCAAGCUUGGUUCUAAACAUAAUCAGCUCCGUAGCAGCAGCUAUAGCGAUGAUAAUAUUCUGUAUAUUUUUCCCACACACGUCAAUGUCCUAUUAUUAUUACCUGUCCUUUGACACUGUGCUUUGUGCAUAUUACCAGCCAAGCCAAGACUGCGAUGGGGAAUUCCGGCCUCUGCCUCUGCUCCUAGGCAUCGUAUCGAUUCUAUUUAUUCUCACUGUACUGGAGUUCUGCGUCGCCUUGUCUACAUCUGUUUUUGGAUGCAAAACUGUGUGCAGGACGUCUUACAAUGAAGUGGCUGUUGUUGUUUAUCACACGGCAUCUGCGAAUGUUCCCGGCCAAUCCGCUGUCCCCACCACAACUGCAUUGUCUUCUGAUGAAGAGCUUAGGUCACAGUGACGGAUCACAGUGUUAUCUAUCUUCCAGCAUUCUGUGAUUAUAUACACAGUAUUGUACACUGCCCUGUUUCAUGCUCUGAUCUUUUACCUUUGAUAACUAUGACUUCUCUUGUACUGUAUAGGUCAGUGGUUCCCAAACUGUUUUGCGUCAUGGCACCCUAGAGUAUCAGAAUGUUUUUCACCCCACCCCUAGGCCAAUAGUUUCCUAACGUGAAAUUCAUUAAAAAAAUAUGUAAAUUGUGUUUAUACGUCAUCCUUAGGGUCCGCCGCUUGUACUGUUGGCUAAAGAGGAGGGGUCCGUGCAGAGACUGCACUUAGCCCCCCUCCUCACUAAUAAGGGCCCCUCCUUGCUUAAUAUGCUGCUGCAUAGAGGGCCUAAUUCUUUCUAGUAUUUGGAGGUACACCAAUGUCUCUAUAGUGAUUUUUAACUAUCUCUUAUAUAUUAGCCCAGAUCUGUCACUCUGUGACUGUGUGGCUAGCGAUGGGCAGAGAUAGAGCCAUACAGUCACAGCAUCUGCAGGGAGCUACACCAUGCCCUGUGCCAGCAGCAGACUGACGAACAAGGUGGCCAGUGACACUACCAACUCACAGUAGAGGGAGGUGACCAUGCCUAGCCGGUGCAGCAGCGAGGGGUACACCAUGGCCAGGCAGCAUCUGCAGGGAGGGGAACACCGCGGAUACGGAGGGUAGUUGCAGGCAGCAUGUGGCCGCCCGCAGCUCCUCUACCGGGUACAUACCAUGGCUAGCGGAUCACACCCACACCCCAGGCCAGGGGGUGCUAGGUCAUGCACCGAUAUAUGAGUACCUGCCGCAGACAGACAUGGAGGUGCCAUGCUGGGCGGCAAGGAUGGAACUCUCACCAAUGACCAUUGCUGUUGCACCGAAGCUCCCUCAGUCUGCAGACUUAUCCUGGGAUGUAGUAACCUCUUCCGCAGCAGAAAAAACCCUCUCUGCAUCUCCCACUGGCUGGCACAGCCCUUCACUGACAGUUCCUGUAGUUUACGCAUCUUCCGUUCUGCCUCCUCACUGCCGUGGACACUUUAAUCUCUGCGUUGUCUCUUGACUUGCGCAUCAUGCGCAUAUCAUACAGUCUUCCGUCAUGCGCACACUGGACUGUGGAACGACAGAAGGAGGGAGGCUGGGUCAUAUGUGCAUGCGCAAGAGACAACACACAGAUCAGAGUGGCCGCGGCGUGGAGGAGGCGCAAUGGGAGAUAAGAAAACUACAGGGACUGGGAGCGAGGGACAGCGCCGGUCAGUAGGGGGACACAAAACGGGGUCUUUCCACAGCAGAACAGGUUAGUGCAUCCCGCCCUAGGGACGCCCAACUCAUACAGUCACAUAUCUGGCCUAUGCAACUUUUUGCAGGAGUCUCAAACACUGACGCACCUGAUACCCUCAGAUCACGCUAUAUGUCUGUCCACAGCCUGCUGUGCCUAUUACCCAUCCACAGCAGCACAUCCGCCCCUCCACCACCCUCAACACUGACCCACACAUCACUCACCCACCUGAGGCACCCACCCACAUGCCCUUACCCCACCCACGGCUCCCUUACACCCGCACCUCACACAGUCGCAACACCUUCACACCUGCCCCUCCACCAAACACUCCACCCCCGCACCAACUUCUCCCCCACCCACAGCACCACUCCUCCAGUUCCUCCCACAACACAAACAUUCACGCUCCCUACCCCAACCCCUGCCUACCCAAACCCAAAUUGAAUAGCAAAAAGCUGCUUUCCCAGGUUUUACCAACGGUAAUAAGUCUUGCCACCUACUGGGCGGCUAAUUGAAUUUGCCCCUAUGUAUUUAUUUCUUGUAACUGGACUAUCUACUAGAAUCAGUCUCACCUGACAUCCACAAUGGUGUUGACACUGGAGUUUUUGCCAGUCAGUCUGAUGUUCUAUUCUAUACAUUCAUUAUUCUCCAGGAACUUCUGUCUGUAAGUCAGCAUGAGAUAAAAGAUAAUUGGAGUAUGGUUAUCAGGGUGACCAGCAAGUACCAGGAUGUAUGGUAUGAGAAAUGAUGUAUACACAUGUUUCUCAGCUGCCUUAAUGGUUCAUUAUUUUUUUUUAUAUACUGUAUAAACACAUAAAUCUGUGACCACUUUCUCUGAGUGCUUAGUGAUUGUUUUAUCUUGUUUAUUAAUUAGUUUACCUGUAGCAUAUACUGUAAGUCUCCUACAUGUGUGACCCAUCGGUCUUCUAUUGGAGUCCACCGGAUUGUAACACACUAUCUUUUUGGAAGGUUUUCAUAUGACUCUUCUUUGGACAUCUUGGGGGAUAUUUGAUAAACAUAAUUAUCUCAAAUAAUCAGGAAAUUGUAAUAUUUAUGUUUUCUGGAGAUGGAGACAAGUUUCUCUCUUCUCUAGUGGCAGCUGCAACGCAGACCACAAUUCAAAUAGGAGAGCCACACCAACUGCCACCCUAAACACUGCCAGACAUCGCUGUCCGGGACUCACUGGCAGUUGGUAUAGUUCCCCUAUUUGAAUUGUGGACUGCGCUGCAACUGCCACUGGAGAGAAAAUAUUUAUCUCCAUCUCCAGAGAACAUAAAUAUCAACAUUUUCCAGCUAUUAUGAGAUAAUUAUGUUUUAUUAAAUAUCCCCCUUUGUCGUUUUACGUGACAGACUCAUAUAUAAAACCUUUGCAUGGAUUGUGUUCAAAUAUAGACCCCUACAAUCAUGUAGACCCUGAUAUAUUCACGGAUACCCUAUAUAUUGACACGGAUACCCUACAUCAAGAAACAAUGAUAAGGGAUCAAAGGGCAGAUGUAUCAAACAUUCUAAAAAAGAGGACAGCUGGAGCAGUUGCCUAUAGCAACCGAUCACCUUCUAGCUAUCGUUAAUCUAGUACAUUAUAUAAAAUAAUAGCUACAAACCGAUUUGUUGCUACAGGCAACUACUGCACCUGUCCUCUUAAGGUUUGAUACAUCUCUCCCCGGUCCAUGAUUAGUGUGGUUUGGCAGGGACACAGCACACUUGUGUACACUAUCCUGUAUAAAAGAUUCAUGUAAAUACAAAUUGUAUUGUUUAGAUCUUUCUGUCACAAGUAAUAAAGAUAUAUAUAAGCCAUAUAAA
This is a messenger RNA of Pseudophryne corroboree (corroboree frog), 3944 nucleotides long. RefSeq names its product membrane-spanning 4-domains subfamily A member 4A-like. Bases 123 to 869 code for a protein of 248 amino acids. Gene Ontology annotation, cellular component: membrane. The transcript is spliced from 7 exons. Lineage: Eukaryota; Metazoa; Chordata; Amphibia; Anura; Myobatrachidae. The record is from RefSeq and is a predicted model, not a curated record.